Messenger RNA from Octodon degus (degu), 1411 nucleotides. It is a transcript of the gene Lrrn4cl, whose product is annotated as LRRN4 C-terminal like. The record is from RefSeq and is a predicted model, not a curated record. Gene Ontology annotation, molecular function: protein binding. The coding region runs from base 89 to 778 and encodes 229 amino acids. Lineage: Eukaryota; Metazoa; Chordata; Mammalia; Rodentia; Octodontidae. The transcript has 2 exons.
AGCAGAGCUGUUGGGAGCCGACCUGAUUCGCCGCAGCUGCUCCACCUGCAACCCAAGGUUCCCCAGCGUCAAGACACCUGCCGGCUCCAUGCUGGGCUCUCCCUUGCUCCUGUGGCUCUUGGCUGGGACUCUCUCCAUGGCUGCUGAGACAGGACCACUGGACAUCCAGGACCCUGAGGAGGACUCUGAGGCCACUCCUCUGCUGCCUGUGCCCUGUGACUAUGACCGGUGCCGCCACCUGCAGGUGCCCUGUGAGGAGCUGCAGCAGGCUGGGCCAGUAGCCUGCCUGUGCCCUGGGCUGUCCAGCCUGGCCCAGCCGCCCACCCCGCCACGCCUGGGUGAGGUGCGUGUGAUGGCCGAAGAUGGCCACGCCACAGUGCACUGGUGCGCACCAGCCUCACCCGUGCACCACUACCAGCUGCUACUCUGGGAGGGCACUGGGGCGCCAUACAGGGGGCCUCUGCUCAACACCACCAUGCGCAGAGCUGAGCUAGGGGGGCUGCGGCCAGGGAGCACUUAUGUGCUCUGUGUAGUGGCCAUCAACGAGGCUGGGGAGAGCCCAGCUCCUGGGCUGGGGGCUGAAGACCCUGACACAGCAGCCUUCCCUACCUUUGGGCCCUGUGGCCGGUUCUCAGUGCCUCCCAGGCCUGGUACCUUGGUGCACACAGCCAUUGGGGUGGGCACUGCUCUUGUCCUGCUGGGCUGUGCUGCCCUGGUGUGGCGUUUCCACCUGCACCGACGCUGGGGCUGCCCAAGAUGCCAUGAAGCCACUGCCUGACCCUGCAGGACAUCUUCAGGAUAGCCAGGAGCAGGUGGAAGCUGGGCUCUGCAUUGAGGGCUGGUGUUCCCAGAGGACACUGGGGGGCCAGAGAGGCAGGGGGCUCCCAGUGUCACUGCACUUCCGCAUGCAUGAAGGGGGAAUCCUGACCCCCAGAGAUUGCAGCCACCAACAAUGCCUCCCAGGGGCCGGGGAGACGGCUCAGGGGAAUAAGCGCUUCCCUGGCAAGCACAAGAGCCUGAGUUCAAUCCCCGGUUCCGCCAAAAAACAACAACAACAACAACAAAAAAAAAAAAAAAAAACCCAAUGCCUCCCAAUUCCUUAGCUGCAGCUGGCCAAACUGUCACACUCAUCUGCCUCUGUCACUCUGGUGGCUCUGUUGAGAAAGGCUUGGGCAGUGCUGGGCCCCCUACUUCUGUGAUUACCAGGCUGAGCAGACCUACAUUGGAAUUUACCUGGCCCUAGGAGGGGGGAGGAGAGGGAGGCCAGAUGCUUUCUACUGCAAGUCUGUCUCCUUGCUGUUCACAACAAAGGAAUUUAUCCCUGUUAUCCCUGUUAGAGGGCGUGAGGAGAACUGCCGCCACAGGGAUGUGGACUAACUCCCCUGGUGGGUGCAGUCUGGAAUGCAAGUUG